GCCAAUCCAAUAUCAUUGCUGAGAAGCUUUUCAAAAUGCCUUUCUAUGAAAGCUCAAGAAGAAUAUCAAUUUAUCUAAGUACAGAAAGGGAAGUUGACACUGUUAAUAUACUGGAAAGGAUGUUUAAUGAUAAAGAGGUUUUUAUUCCCACAUAUUCUGGCAGUGUAAUGGACAUAGUAAAGCUUUAUGACUUAAAUGAUUACAAAAAUUUACCACUCACAAAGUGGAACAUAAAACAACCAAAAGAAAACGACAGACAGAGAGAAAAUCCUUUGUUGACAGCUCCAUUAGAUUUAAUCCUUAUGCCUGGUGUUGCUUUCACUCGAAAUGGUGGAAGAAUGGGCCAUGGGAUGGGCUACUACGAUAAAUAUUUAAAGACAUACUUCAACAGGUUUCCAGACAGACAAAAAAUCAAUAAAACUCUUCUUGUCGGCUUGGCAUUCCAAGAACAGAUUGUUGAAGAUGAUCAAUUGCCUCUUGAUCCACACGACUACCCAUUAGAUUUGAUUUUAACAAGUGAUUGACUCAUAUGAUAUCGCUUUUACAAACUUUAUUAAUCAUUAAUAAAUGGGAGAGUAAACAAGAAAUCUCUGAAAAGUU
This is a messenger RNA of Clunio marinus, 600 nucleotides long. NCBI's taxonomy places the organism in Eukaryota, Metazoa, Arthropoda, Insecta, Diptera, Chironomidae. The record is from the annotation of a GenBank genome assembly.